Octopus sinensis (East Asian common octopus) is the source of this 3614-nucleotide messenger RNA. RefSeq names its product protocadherin gamma-C4. Gene Ontology annotation, molecular function: calcium ion binding. Gene Ontology annotation, biological process: homophilic cell-cell adhesion. The coding region runs from base 208 to 2709 and encodes 833 amino acids. Gene Ontology annotation, cellular component: plasma membrane. NCBI's taxonomy places the organism in Eukaryota, Metazoa, Mollusca, Cephalopoda, Octopoda, Octopodidae. The record is from RefSeq and is a predicted model, not a curated record. The transcript is spliced from 4 exons.
CACUACUAUGACUAGUAGAAGUGCAGACUUUACAUUACCAUAACAUAGGCCAAGCCACAUAACACUGCUAGCAUAUAACAGCAGCAGUAACUGUACAACUCUACAGCAGAAUACACAUCGCAUGUAAUGGCACACUGGCAAAGAUUCACUUGUGCAAGCUUUAUUGAUCUUUUUCACUGAAUCGGUCUUACACUCAAUCCUGGUGACAUGUUGACACACAUAUGUGUCAUAUUGAUUUAUCUACACACCUGUAUCUGUGAGGAUUUUACCUACCACAUCAGGGAAGGUGAAAGUCCUGGUACAUUGCUAGGUAAUGUUGCUAUUGAUACACAUCUAAUGGAUAACAUCUCAUCGAAAGAGCACAGUAUAAUCAAAUUCAGCCAACUAGAAAAAGGAACAGGAAGCAGUUCCCAGUUGUUUAAUGUUUCUAAAAGAGGAGAACUGUAUACUGCCAAGAUAUUAGAUGCUGAGACUCUCUGUAAAUAUAAUGUUAAAUGUUUCAAAAUGGUGGAUAUUGCAGUGCGUACAGGAAAAUCAUUCCUCAAGGUACUUGAAAUCAAAGUAAGAAUUGAAGAUAUUAAUGACCAUCAACCAGAGUUUCCUGAAAAAGUAGUCAGUCUUCAUUUUGCUGAAACAGAUAGGCAAGGAACAAAAAAAUCAAUUCCACAUGCUGUCGACAAAGAUGUUAGCAUCAUAAAUUCACAGAUCACCUAUGAAUUAAUAAAAAAUGAGGAUGAUCCAUUCACAUUAGCAGUUUCCAAGAGAGUUGAUGGCUCUUAUUCACUUGGAAUAAUUUUAAAAAGGGAGUUAGACAGAGAAGUUAGAGACACAUAUGAGUUGCAGGUAAUUGGUAAAGAUGGAGGGACUCCAUCAAAACAUGGUAUUUUGGAUGUUCAAAUAUCAGUUACAGAUGAAAAUGACAAUCCACCAAUAUUUUCUCAAGACAUUUACAAUAUUACAGUGAAUAACAGACAAGCAAAAGAGAUACCAGUUCUUAUCUUGUCAGCUACUGAUUUAGAUUCAGGUAAAAAUGGAAACGUAUCAUACUAUUUUAGUUCCAUGACAUCUGAGAGAGCAAAAUCGUUUUUUGAAAUAAAUAAAAAUACUGGAGAAAUCUUUCUUCUGAAAAAAUUUAAACCAGAAAAGAAACAAACUUAUAAACUAUUUAUUGAAGCCAGAGAUGAUGGCAGUCCUCCUCUGAGCUCUGUUGUAACAGUUGUGGUAAAUAUUAUCAAUAAACAAAACAGUGCUCCAGUGAUUGAAGUAAAUUUCUCAGAAUUAACUGGAAACACAGCAACAAUAUCUGAAGCGAUGGAAGUUGGCAGCUUCAUUGCAUAUGUGAAAGUUGUCGACAAUGAUAUUGGUUUGAAUGGACAAGUGACAUGUGACCUCCGGCAUAAUAAGUUCACUCUUCAGAGUCUUGGUCAGAAAAGAUACAAAGUAUCAGUAAAGCAGACUGUUGAUCGAGAAAGUGAAAGUAGAAUAAAUUUCACAAUAACUUGCAGUGACAGAGGAACUCCUUCUCUGAAAACUGAACAUGAGUUUUCACUCAAAGUAACUGAUGUCAAUGAUGUAAAACCACAAUUCACAAAAGAAACAUUCAAAUUUUUAACAUAUGAAAACGAAAUGCCUAAUUUUCCUGUUGGUUUUAUCAACGUUACUGACUCUGAUCUUGGAUCAGGUAGUCAGCUUACAUAUUUUCUUUUUUCUAACAUUAAAUUUGCAUUACCUUUUAAAAUAUCUGAUUUUGGAUUUAUUUCAACUACUCAAUCAUUAGAUCGUGAACAGCAAGAAGUUUAUAAAUUCAAAGUUUUGGCCAAAGAUAAUGGAACUCCAUCUCUGAGUAGCACAGCAAAUAUAGUUAUCGAAGUUAUGGAUGAAAAUGACAAUGCACCGUAUUUUACAUUUCCCAGCUUCGACCCUUUUAGCCUUGAUGUCUUCUAUCAACCACAAAGCAAAAAUGACAUAACAGUUCUGAGAGCCUCUGAUAGGGAUAGCCGGCAAAAUUCUUUUAUUAAGUUUGAAAUAUUUGGAGGGAAUGGUAGAAAUUUAUUUUCUGUCAAUCCAUACACAGGUGUGCUGUCUUUUUCACGGAUUGUUUACCAAAAUGAUGCUGGAUCAUAUGAUCUUCUACUUAAAGUGAAAGACAGUGGUAUUCCUGUUUUAUCAGCUACUACUACAUUAUCCUUAACUCUGACUGUCAGUAACAAAACAUCAACUAAACUGACAGCAGUGCAGUUUCAGUCUGACGAUAAAAUACACAUCAAUUUAUUCAUCAUAAUCAUAGUGGCAGCAGUGACAGUUUCCGUAUUACUGGUUGUUUCCAUUACCAUAUGCAUUGUCAGGAGAAAAAACCAAAGGAACACUCCGUAUCAAUGCGGAGCGGUUCCUCCAAAACAACUAAUGAAUUGCAGCAGACAGUCAGAAUACUUUUGUGCAACACAACCAUCAUCCAAACAUGAGCUUAGUCAGAAAGGAAGAGACUCAACUAUGGAAAUUCAUUCACAGCCAUUUACUAAAGGAACUCAUCAGAAGUGUUCUCAGCAGGAAGUUCAGACAUAUGUUGGCUGGACCGAAGAGCAAGCAGCUUCAGCACAGGCACUUUACCGAUACAGUGACAUGAGACCAGAAUCAUAUGUGGACAGUGGACAAGGAAUAUGUGAAGGGAACAUGGAUGAUAUGGGUCAAUUUACAGGAAUACAUUCAUGAUGCGGCAGUAUAAAUUGGCACCCUUGCAUUCCACGUUCAUUGGGUGAUUACCUCUUGUUGUCACUUUGUAAACCAUAGGAUGUCAUUACUCUUGGGAAAGUUGUUCGUAUAACGAACAACAAGCAAGCAUCUGUUAUUUUGUGCAAAAAUACACACACACACACACACACCAAUUCAUACACAGAUACAUAGAUACUUAUAGUAAAAUAUUAUUACAUUACACUACACACAUACACACACAAACACACAUAUAUAUAUAGUAUACAUACAUGCAUAUAUUUAUGUAUGCAUAAAUAAAUAUAUAUACAUUCAACAGAAGGAAAGAAAGAAUGAGCAAAAUUACAAUUUAUGGACAAAGACAAGAGAACCAUGGAGUAUUUGUAUUUGGAUCGAAGAAGCAAGUACAUGUUUUUAGAGACACUUAAAGUAGCCAGACAAUGUAUGCAUGCUAAGCGGCAUAUCGGGAGUUCAUGGGAAAAUCAUGUGCCUGUGUAACAAUGUGGAUGAACUUAUUGGUUGUGAUUGAUGCUUCAUGUCAGAAGACAUUGCAAAUGAAAUUAGUUUCAGCCAUGGUGCUCUGCUCCCAAUUGUCCAGCUUCUGAAACAUAUCAAGUAAAUGGGUGCUUAAAAUGCCGAUAAUAUCUGUAAGGUGAAAUAUGUAGAAUAUUGAAAGCAGCAUUCAUUCACUGCUCUGGUAAUGAGAGAUGUCUUCCUGCAGUAUAUUGUGACUAAGAAUAAUCAGGGUCACACAAGUACCAACUAAGAUUAAAUCAUGCAACGUUUUGCAGGAAAAUUAGCCUCGGAAUACAGUAUUUUACAAGAAAAUCAAUGUUGAUAGCAAUUUUCAGAGCAGAUAUCCUCCAUUGUUGUAUAUUUCAUGAUCUGUUCCUAUAAUUACUAUAUAU